This is a messenger RNA of Phytophthora nicotianae INRA-310, 1491 nucleotides long. RefSeq lists its product as hypothetical. The record is from RefSeq and is a predicted model, not a curated record. Bases 1 to 1491 code for a protein of 496 amino acids. Gene Ontology annotation, molecular function: sucrose:proton symporter activity. The transcript has a single exon. Gene Ontology annotation, biological process: transmembrane transport. NCBI's taxonomy places the organism in Eukaryota, Oomycota, Peronosporomycetes, Peronosporales, Peronosporaceae. Gene Ontology annotation, cellular component: membrane.
AUGGCCAAUCUGCUGCUCAAGGAGGCGGCGUCGCACGCGCCCGUGACAGGGGCGGACUAUGAGAACCUCAUGUCGCCUGCACUGCGCACCAGUAGCACCACCAAGCGUCCGGAUCUGGAAGCUGGUGGUGAAGGCAAACAGCCACAAGGCGCGUCGUUCUGGAUUCUGUUGGCAGUGUCGAUGCCCCGUAUGGCUGUCAAUAUGGCGUGGGCCGCGCAAUGGGCUGCACUAUCGCCCUACCUCAGUACUAUGCUACCCAACUACGCCGUACAGCUCACCUCCGUCAUCGGUCCUAUCGUGGGUAUCAUCUUCGGUCCCAUCGUUGGUGUACUAAGCGAUCGCAGUACAUCUCGCUAUGGUCGUCGUCGCCCCAUUCUCGUGGUUAUGGGCAUUCUCAGCGUCAUUUGCUGGAUUGCUAUGAGCUACACUAGCGAGAUCGGCGAGGCCCUGGGUGACGUCGGCAACGGCGCGUCAGGCGAGGAGACGGACCGAACGUGGACGGCUGUCUUUACUAUCAUCUUCUACCUUUGGAUGGACAUCACAGUGACCUGCAGUCAGACCCCGACGAUGCUUAUGGUUGCGGACUUUGCCGGGGAUCGGCAGACGCUGGGUGCUGCUCUUGGUCUCGGCUGGGCCACGAUGGGCGCUAUCAUUCCAGCCGUCUACAUCCAGAUCUGGGGAGCGGCGUAUCUUACGCUGCACUACUUCAUGGGUAUGCUGUGCGUCGUCAUGGUUAUCUGUGUGACUGUCGCUGUGGUCUUCGGCAAGGAGACGCCGUUGGUUGAGACCGACCAGGUGAGCGCCUGUCAGAGCAUUCUAGACGCGUUCAAGACCAUCUACAAAGGCAUCCAGACGAUGCCACCCAUGCUCACAGUGUACGCUGCCAUUAUGUUCUUCGUAUUAUACGGCUACUCGGCAUACAACGGCAACAAGGGACAGUUCUUCGGCCUGGAAGUGUACGGCGGCACUGCGACGAACGCGGACUCGUGCAACCCGUGCACUGCAGAGCAGAUAGCGUACAACAAAGGCGUAAGCAAGGCCAGCGGACUGGGAGAUCUUCUCUUCAAUAUCGUGGGAUAUGCCUUUUCGUGGGGUCUGCCGUUCCUGGUGCGUCAGUUCGGUGCUCGCUGGGUCUUAUCCUGCUCGUUGUUGGCACAGGCGUUGCUUAUGGCGAUGGCUUUUUGCUCCAGCUUGGGGUUUGAUCUCUUCGUCGUGGCUAUUCUGUCCGUGGCGCAAGGCGCUGCCUUCGCUCUAAUGGUGCCUACUAUCAUCCACGUCUUCGGAGGUCGCAGCGACGUGGAUAUCGGCAUGUAUGUCGGUGUGCUGAACUCCGCGAACUGCUUCGGACAGCUUCUUAACUACGCUAUCGGAUCGGCUGUGGUGCAGACGUCGCUCGGCUACAAGUUGCCGGUGUUCUUGGGAGGAGCCAUGAGCUUCCUGGGCUUCUUGGUGGCCGCAUUCCUCUUCAAAAUCAAGAUGCACUCUAUGUAA